Sparassis crispa is the source of this 348-nucleotide messenger RNA. RefSeq lists its product as hypothetical. Bases 1 to 348 code for a protein of 115 amino acids. Gene Ontology annotation, molecular function: protein binding. The transcript is spliced from 3 exons. NCBI's taxonomy places the organism in Eukaryota, Fungi, Basidiomycota, Agaricomycetes, Polyporales, Sparassidaceae. The record is from RefSeq and is a predicted model, not a curated record.
AUGGAAGUUUCUGCGUCUACUUUGACAAUACUGUCAGCGCCGUCCCUACCUGACCCCCCAGACGCGGAUGCCCCGCCGUGUGCUCAUUCCAAAUAUUACCUUGAAGAUGACCUGGUGAUUUUUGUUGUUGAGAACCACCUCUUCAAAGUCCACCGUUAUUUCCUGGUGCGCGAGUCGGACUUCUUUCGGACGAUGUUCGAGUUGCCGCCGGGAGAAACGCCAGCGGAGGGUCAGACCGAUGAUAAGGCGAUUCCUCUCCCCGGGGUCACCCGUCGCGAAUUCGAGUGUCUGCUUGACUUCCUCUACUAUGGGAUGCACAACAUUCUUUCUCGCUGUCCGCUUGGGUGA